AUGGCAUCUUUGGCUUGCUGGACCUGCCGACUGCGAAGAAAACGAUGCGAUCGUACUCAGCCGAUAUGUAAGACUUGCUCCAAUCUGGGCAUUAGCUGCUGCUACAGUAAAGAACGUCCAAAGUGGAUGGACGGGGCCGAAAAGCAGCUGGCAAAAACACAAGCGAUCAAGGCUCAAGUAAAGCAAGGAGUUGCAGCUCGGCGGGGAGGCGGUGAAGCUGCGAUUCGAGUUUUCUCGCUUCACCAGCAAGCUGAACCGUCGCCAACUGCGGCGCCAGAAAUAUCACCUACCAGCUCCUCAAGCCCAUCUCAGACAAGCGGAAUCUCAUCUGCUCACGCUGCGGAUGGAUCUGCUGCGGAGGAAACAGAAAACUUUCUCAUCACUUUGUAUCUUGAUACAGUCUUCCCGCUGUUAUUCCCUCAAUACAAGCCCACCUCACUGUCUGGCGGGCGAAGCUGGAUAUCUGCGCUAUUGAAAACGAAUAAGGCAGUAUAUCACAGUGCUCUUAGCACUAGUGCAUAUUACUUUACCCUUAUGCUAGCUAAAGAUGCCACCCAUACUCUUCGUACUCCAUGUGAGCAGCAUGUGUGGGAUACCCUCGACACACACAUGGAGAUGUCCAUAAAGGCCAUUAAGCAUAUGAAUCAAUAUCACUUACAAGGCCCUUGUUCGGAUAUACUCUCCAAACUCCAUGUUCUCGCAGGUGUUGUUCAGUACUUGAUCUUUGCAACCGCGAUGCCUCAGGGAGCAGAUUGGAAGAUUCAUUUGUCAGCCGCGUUGACAUUGUUGAAUGAGAUACUCCAAUCGCAUGGGACAAGUAAUGGUAUAUGUUCUCUGGAGAAUGUCAUACAAUCGAUGGAUAAGCCAUCAAUAUUCGUUGGUAUAGACUUGGGUUUCCGCGUUUGGAACAGCGACCAAGCCGCCUUUCAAUUUUACGCUUCGUUCCUUUUAUACGCAGACAUCAUUGCUAGUAUCCAACUAGGACGGCCCUUGCAGCUACGAUGUCAUCAUCAGGCCCUAAUAGCCAGUCCUGAAGUAACUAUAGCUUCGGACGGUAGUUCUCAGCCACUACCAGGAUUGGAGACCUAUAUCGGAUGCCAUGGUUGGGUUCUUACUGCUCUUAGUGAGAUUUUCGAGCUGGAAGCUGACAAACGCUCUUUUCAGUCCAAAGAAAAGUAUUUUUCCCAAGAGCUAAUGAGAAAGGGCCGUGUUCUCAAGAGAAAACUUCAACUAGUCUCCAUGAGAUCUGACGACCAAAACAGAAAACUUCAACCACAGAAGGUUGUUCUCAUAACAAAAAUAUGGCUACACGCUGCGAUAGUAUAUAUAUCGGUAGUCUUAGAUGGUUGGCAGCCUCAUAGCCUUUACAUUCACGAGAAUGUAAGUUCAAUAUUGGGUAUUUUGGACAUUUUCUCAUCAGAACUUUCAAUACGCAGCGUCAUGUUCCCUUUCUGUAUUGCAGGAUUCUUGGCAAAACGAGAACAAGAGCGCACGUUUAGGCGUUUCUUUUCUACUUUGGAAUCGUUACAAGCUCUGGGGCCAGCAAAACGUGCUCUCCGAUUGAUAGAACAAGUCUGGCGGCUCCGAGAGGGGUUGGAUGAGGGCUCAUGGGGAUUGUAUGACUGUUUUCAAGCAAUGGGAUCUGAUGUAUUACUCAUCUGA
This is a messenger RNA of Trichoderma atroviride IMI 206040, 1662 nucleotides long. The record is from RefSeq and is a predicted model, not a curated record. Lineage: Eukaryota; Fungi; Ascomycota; Sordariomycetes; Hypocreales; Hypocreaceae.